Messenger RNA from Mytilus californianus (California mussel), 935 nucleotides. RefSeq lists its product as uncharacterized. The coding region runs from base 84 to 632 and encodes 182 amino acids. The transcript is spliced from 4 exons. NCBI's taxonomy places the organism in Eukaryota, Metazoa, Mollusca, Bivalvia, Mytilida, Mytilidae. The record is from RefSeq and is a predicted model, not a curated record.
UGUCUCGUUCACUAUAUAAAGACGCAAACACGAAAUUAGACGCAUUAUACUUUAUCGGACACAAGCUAAAUAUUGAGAAAAUAAUGGGACUCUGUUUUUGUUUUCUUGGUAAAGUAGGUUCUCUUUCAAGAGAGGGAUCUUAUGUAACUAUAACUCAUCAAACACUAGAUCGUAAAGAAACAUAUAAUGACUUGACAACUUAUCUUAAUGAAAGCCAUGAAGAGGCUGAUAAACUUCAGCAGAAUUUUGCAAACAAAGUGAUACAAAGUCCCCGAAUGAAUAAUGCUGUCAGAAAGAAAGUUGAAAAAGAAUUAAGAAAGUCAAAAGAGGCCAAACCUCUGUCAGAAAAGAAGGCAGAGCAAAUAGUCAAUGAUAUACAAAAGGAAAACAAUUGGUUAAAAAGUUCCCGAGAAAUUGUCACAGAUGUAAUCACCAAGCUUAAUGACGCCCGUGAAGAUUAUCCUUCUUUUAUAGAUAAACAUCCCAAUUACAAGAAACUAAUUGAUAAGCUUAAAACAGAUGCUAUGACUUUGAUAGAAAGUAGAAUAAAACAAAUUAUAAACCAACCAAGUUGUGCAUUCGUAGCAACAGAAAGUUCUGAUGACAGCGAGCGAAACAAACGGGCCAAGUAAUCAUGCGAAGAGUAGUAAUGAUUCUAAGCACAGUUUAGAAUGCGUAAGCGAAAACGAAUCAAAUUAUGGUGUUGAAACUGUUGAGAAAUCUGAUCGUUAUCACAAGCAGGUGCACGCUUAUAAGUUGCUUUAUGAAUGUACAUUAAUAUUGAAAGCAGUACGCGACGAUUUUUCCAAAAUAUACUCAAUAAUAGAGGGUAUAAUGUGCCAGGCAAAAAUAUAAAAGUUAUAUUAGAGGUAAACAAUAUUGUGUAUUAUGUAUUUACAAUUGUAUGAACAUGAUAAAUAAAGGCAACAGUUGUA